AUGGCUUCCACCACUAAUCACCUCUCCACCUCACUUCAAUUCACCAUCGCAAGAAGGUUCCUCCACUCCUCCCCGGCGCCGGCGGCGGAGCCGUACAACAGCACGACGGACAGCACGUUCGACGCGAAUGUGGUGAUGGUCCUCUCCGUCCUCCUCUGCGCCCUCAUCUGCUCCCUCGGCCUCAACUCCAUCAUCCGCUGCGCCUUGCGCUGCUCCAACAACCUGGUCGCCGUCGCCGCCGACGAUCAGUCCUCCGGCGCCGGCGCCGCCAAACACGCCAACACCGGGAUCAAGAAGAAGGCGCUGAAGACCUUCCCCACGGUCAGCUUCUCCGACCAGCUGAACCUGCCCGGGCUUGACGCCGAGUGCGUCAUCUGCCUGUCGGAGUUCGCCGCCGGCGACCGGGUCAAGAUCCUGCCCAAGUGCAACCACGGCUUCCACUCCAAGUGCAUCGACAAAUGGCUCGGUUCCCACUCUUCCUGCCCCACCUGCCGCCACUGCCUCAUCGAGACCUGCCAGAAAAUCGUCGGUUUCUCACCGCCGGCGCCGUUGCCGGCGGCGGCGGUGGCUCCGGUGACUGUGGUGGUUGUGGCCGAGGAGGUUGAUACCGGUUCCGCUUCUAGUCCUCCUCCUACUUCUACUUCUCUUCCGCAGCCAUCACCGGUUCCGGAAGCAGCAGCGACGGUGGCGCCGGCGGCGGGAGCAGUCGUUAUCAGCAUGCCGCCGUUGGAACCGGAAGGUUUGGUACGAGGUUACAGAGGAGAUAGCUAA
This is a messenger RNA of Linum tenue, 771 nucleotides long. Lineage: Eukaryota; Viridiplantae; Streptophyta; Magnoliopsida; Malpighiales; Linaceae. The record is from the annotation of a GenBank genome assembly.